AUGACUAGCAAAACAACUAGCACAACAAACAAUAUAGCUCAGGCACGAAGAACUGUACAGCAGUUAAGAAUAGAAGCUUCUAUCGAAAGAAUAAAGGUGUCAAAAGCAUCAGCAGAUCUCAUGUGCUAUUGUGAAGAACAUGCCAGGAAAGAUCCUUUACUAAUGGGCAUACCUGCUUCUGAAAACCCUUUCAAGGAUAAAAAAACAUGCAUUAUAUUGUAG
Emys orbicularis (European pond turtle) is the source of this 222-nucleotide messenger RNA. It is a transcript of the gene GNG12, whose product is annotated as G protein subunit gamma 12. The coding region runs from base 1 to 222 and encodes 73 amino acids. Gene Ontology annotation, molecular function: G-protein beta-subunit binding. The transcript is spliced from 2 exons. Gene Ontology annotation, cellular component: heterotrimeric G-protein complex. The record is from RefSeq and is a predicted model, not a curated record. Gene Ontology annotation, biological process: G protein-coupled receptor signaling pathway. NCBI's taxonomy places the organism in Eukaryota, Metazoa, Chordata, Testudines, Emydidae.